Olea europaea var. sylvestris is the source of this 2991-nucleotide messenger RNA. RefSeq lists its product as uncharacterized. The coding region runs from base 302 to 2596 and encodes 764 amino acids. NCBI's taxonomy places the organism in Eukaryota, Viridiplantae, Streptophyta, Magnoliopsida, Lamiales, Oleaceae. The record is from RefSeq and is a predicted model, not a curated record. The transcript has 15 exons.
CGGGCGUAUCUGAUAACACCUCGAAGCAUUUGCCCUAUAAAUGGCGGGAUCCUCUUGCCUACCAGAAUUUUGUUUCAUACGCCAAAUUCGCUCUCUGUGUCGUCAACGUUUCUGAACUCUCUUCAGUUUCCAGUCCCUUUAAACCCUCCGUUUUAAUUUCUCCUUCUGGAUUUUUUCAUUUUAGGGUUUUGAAUCACCUUAAUUUUCUCCGUCGUUCUGUUUUUCUUGUUUUAGGGUUUUGAAUCUUAAAUUUUAUUUUUAGUUUUGGAAGUGAGGACACUAGAGAAGUAUCUUGUACAGAAUGGAGGUUGCGGUCAGUGAUGCUGCCGGGCGUGGCGUUUCUUUGCCGAUGUCAUCAUCUUUUCGCAGGGAUUGGCAUGUUAUCCCGGAACAAUCGCUUCGAAACUCUGCUAAUGAGGAGAUGGAGCGUUUGAAGCUGGGGCAAUGUGAUGAGAGAUUGAUAUAUGAGGUGCAACAGCAGAUCGAGCCAGUGGACUUGAAUUUCUGCUCCAUUCCAAUUGAUGGAAGGUUGGAAAGUGAUAUUUCGCAUCAGCGAUUUCAUGCUAUUGCAAAACGAAGGGAGGAACUGCAGCAUGUGGAGAUUGAGCUCCGGGCACAGAUAAUUGCAGGAUCAGAGGUUAUGCAGAUGCAGAAUAACUUUGAUGCUCAGAUCAAAGAGCAUGCAAAUGCCAGUGUCAAGCUUCAGGAGCAAUUGAAUGAGAAGGAACAAAUGAUACACCAGCUGGAGAGAAAGAUUGAAGAGAAAGAAAGGGAGUUGCAUGCCAUUAGAUUAGAUAAUGAAGCGGCUUGGGGCAAAGAGGAUCUUUUAAUGGAACAAAGCAAAGAGCUCCAGAGUUAUAGGAGAGAGAGGGAUAAUUCUGAAGCUGAGAAGGCACAACAUAUUGAACAAAUUCAUGAUAUUCAAGAACGUAUUCAGGACAAAGAACAACGAUUCAUGGAGUUACAGGAACAGAAUAGGAUUGUUCAAGAGACCAUUCUUUUAAAGGAUGAGCAGCUAAGAGAAGCACAAUCUUGGAUGACUCGCGCUCAGGAAAUGAGUGCUCUGCAGUCAACUGGUAACCAUACUUUACAAGCUGAAUUACAAGAACGCACAGAACAAUGUAAUCAGCUGUGGUUUGGUUGUCACGCUCAGUUUGGUGAGAUGGAAAGGCUUCAUCUGCAUAUACAACAACUCCUGCAUGAAUUGGCUGAUGUAAGAGAAAAGAGUGGAAGUGAAUCUGAUCGUUCACGUGUCUCGCAGACAGGUUUAAACGAUGCUUCUCAUGUUGGACAGAGCAAUGGUACCCAAGUGAGUGGAAAUUUUAUACCGCUGGAGAACUCUGGCAACCUACAACAUGAAAAUGCUGAAAGCUCUUCAUCAUUUCCUUCAGGAGGAAAUGCAUCAAUGCAGAUUGAGCAUGUUCAAGGGGUUCCAUUUACUCCAUCCCUACCUGGAAUGCCAACCUAUAUUCCUCCUGGGCAAUUGCAACCACUUGUAACGACGCAUCAGCUAGGAUUACCUCAUACUUCUGUCCCAUCACAUGUGACCCUAUCUCUUUCGCACUCGGUUCCUGCGCUGUCAUCUCAUCAACAUUGGCAGAGCUAUGUGGCUGCAUCGGAUGGACAACAUAUGCCUUCUCAGGAACUGUAUCUUCAAAGAGAACAAAACUCGUUCAGAGUAGAUGUUAAGUAUGACUACGAAGCAUCUAUGAAUGGGCAAGUUCUUAUUGGAAACUAUUUGGAUGCCCACAGCAAUCAGGGGAUGGAAACUGUUUCUGUUGUUCCAUCACUGAAUGAAGAGGGACAGGUUCUCGAGUCUAUAGAUAAAAGUUACUACCCAGUUGGUGCCCAAUCUCAGCAGAGCUUGCAACAAAUUUCUUCCCAGUUUCAUGAGGCUCUAAGAUUGGAUUUUCUUGAAAACAAUAAUGAGAGAAAGGAGAUGAAUGUCAAUGCUGUUGCUGGUCAUGCACAAGAGAACAAAAGUUUCGUGAUAGAAAAACCUGAUUCUACGGAUGAUGCAUCCUCUACUGAAGCUCCAAAUCAUGCUGAAAGUACACAUGCAAUUGGAAAACCUCUAGAGAGUGCACUCCUCGAUGAAAGAUCAUUACUGGCUUGCAUUGUUCGUACAAUUGGAUCUGGUGGCAGAACUAGGAUUAGUUCAACGCUUCCAAAUAGACUUGGAAAAGUGCUGGCCCCUCUACAAUGGCAUGACUAUAAGCAGAAGUAUGGGAACUUCGAAGAUUUUGUGAUCAGUCAUCCCGAAUUAUUUGUAAUUGGAGGAGACUACAUUCAGCUUCGCGAAGGUGCACAAGAAAAAAUAGCAGCCACUGCAGCUAUUGCUGAAGUUACUGCUGCAGCAUCAUCUUCUUAUUCAGUACAGAUACCUUCUGUUGCGGUCACUCCUGUGGCACAUCCCAACCGGUUGAAGAAGGCAUCCUCCCUUGUAUCCACGUCUGCAAAUAUUGUUGGAAAACCACAUCAGUUCUCGUCAAUAAUGCAGAAUAAGAAUUUGAAAGGUGUUUCUUUUGAUGGAAACGGGGGCGUCUCAAAAAUUAAAAUUCUGAGUAAACCUAAAGAUCGGGUUGAAAGAAUCUGAUACUAGGCCUCAGCAGCCUAAACUAUUGAUCUUUGGAAAUGGAACGGACUCUGGUAUACAUGUUUCCUCAGGAAGACCUGGUAGUUUGAUUGGCAAACAACGGGGAAGGUAUUGAGUUCAGAAUUUCAUACGACUGCUUAAUUUAUCCAGUACUGUUGAAUAGAUUCUUACUGCUCUUUCCUCAUGAACACCCGGUUUGCUUCGAGUUUUAGAAGAUAGUUUGUUUUGAUAAACAUGUUUUUAAGUCCGAUUUCUUCUCAGCGUAAUUCUAUUCAAUAUCAGUAGUGUUAACAAUCAGUUUAGGCAGUAAUUGCAUGACAUUAAAUUAUAAAUUCGCUUAAAUGCAAUGUCACGAAUCUAUCAAAUGUGGCUAUCUAAACUGGUGUUAGAUAUCA